AUGAGACGAGCUCGACGGCGUGUUUCUUAUGUUAUCACCCAUGAUCAAAACGAACAUGGACAUCUUUUAGGAGUUAAUUCUUUAGCCAUAGACACGAAUACAGUGAAUCCAGACUCUGGAAAGCCAGAGGGAAUAUUGUAUACUGCUGGACGUGAUGGCGUUAUUUCUUCAUGGGACUUGCACUUGCCGUUUAGAGAAAAAAAAGAAAGACGUGAUUCGUUAAACCAAAAGGCUAAUCAAAUUUCGGAAACUGUUAAUACCAAGGAGAAAGAUGAUAUUCCUAUAGGCCAGCAAUUUGAGGAUUUUAAAAACUGGGAACUCGAUAUAGGAGAGUUGGACACUACUCAACCAUCACCAAGAUCAACCUUUCGCCAAUCUUUUCAUAGUCAUACCGAUUGGGUAAAUGACAUUGUAUUAUGUCACAACAAUCAAACUCUUAUAUCCGCCUCAUCUGACCGCACAUUAAAACUCUGGAAUCCCCAUAAGACCAAUAAUCCGAUAAAUGUGGGUAAACACACUGAUUACAUCAAAGCUCUUGCAUAUGCACCUGGGCCUGGUUGGGUUGCUAGUGGUGGCUUUGAUCGAAAAAUUGCUAUUUGGGAUAUUACAGAGUGUAGACCUUCGUCAAAUGAAUAUAGUCCGACCAACUCCUUAGAACCUGAAUUUAAUCCUAAAGUUGCAAUUCUUGAAGCAUCUCCAAAAUCAUCUGUGUAUGCCCUUGCUUGCAAUCCUUCUGGAACGGUGCUCGCUUCUGGCUCUCCAGAAAAGAUAAUUCGUGUUUGGGAUCCACGCACUGGCAAGCGAAUAAUGAAAUUCACCGGACAUACGGAUAAUAUUAGAGCUAUCUUAGUAAGCAAUGACGGUGAAUUAAUUUUAUCAGGAUCAUCUGAUACCACAAUAAAACUCUGGUCUUUGACGGCGCAAAGAUGUAUCAACACUUUUACCAUACAUUCUGAUUCUGUUUGGGCGCUAUUCUCGAAUCAUCCACGUCUUGAAACUUUUUAUUCGGGUAGUAAAGAUGGAUUAGUGGCAAAGACCGAUUAUAGUGGUUUAGCGGAAAUUCGCGAUGGUGAAUGUGUAGCAAUCUGCAAAGAAAAUGCGGGUAUUGUAAAGAUGGUAGCGCUAGAUAACAAAUACAUAUGGACAGCUACAUCUAAUUCAAAUAUCAAUAGAUGGCUAGACGUUCCAAUCCAUCCUCGUCGUAAAAAUUUCUCACAUAUACAAACAUCCACUUCUAAUCCAACCUCUCCGGUUUCUCCAUCUUCGCCAACUAUACCACCUAUACCUCCUUCAGCGAUUAUUAAGCUUACCUCCUCGGAUACUUCAUAUGGUAUCGCCGCUGCAGACUCUGAGAUUACUACAUUAUAUUCUAUUGACUCAGUAUUAGUCGAAGAACAACCAUAUGAUGAGGUUGAUAAUGAUGAUCCUAUCCCAAUUCGAGAUUGUCCGGAUUUUGUCAUACCAGGUCAACACGGUUUAAUUAAGCAUUGUAUAUUAAACAAUCGCAGACAUAUACUCACAGUUGACACAUCGGGCGAGGUCGCACUUUGGGAUAUUAUUGAGUGUAUUCGCAUUAAAACAUUUGGUAAACGGGAUUUGGAUGAAGUUUGCCAAGAAAUUAAUUCCAUCGAAUCAAUCCCAAACUGGUGUUUUGUGGAUACUAGAAUUGGCGCACUAACUAUCCACUUAGAAGAAUCCCAAUGUUUUGAUGCGGAAAUAUAUGCAGAUGAGAUUGGAAUACAAGAAGAUCCUGAUAAGGAGAUCAAAAUUAAUCUUGGCAAAUGGGUGUUGAGAUAUUUAUUUGCUAAUUAUGUUCGUGCACAUGAAGAAAGUCAAAAUCGAGAGUCUUCACAACAUCAAAAAACUUCACAUGACUCAUUAUUAGAGCGUCAAAAUGAGACUUUAGAAAAUGAACCACAAUCUCCGAAUCGACUACAGCAUAUUUCAUUUCCUCCUGCUACAAUGCAAGCUCAAUUUGGUGAUGUUGCGAAUAUGACUGCUAGUGCCAAUGGUUCAAUGUUCGCAUCGUCAACAUUAAAUAUGAAUCUGUCAGGUCCUGCUAUUCCUAAUCCUGUCGCUGCGCCUAUUUCAUCUUCUAACGCAAUGAAUACCACUACCACCAUUCAAUCACCUAACACUCAAUUUGCAGCAUUCACUGGUCCAUAUACUGCACCUGCUACUACCGGAGGACAACCCGAUUAUUUUUCCGGUUCACAUCAUAAUUCACCAACUAGUCCAACAGGAACUUCCGGUUCACGGACACCUCCCGGAACCAUAGUAGUGAGCAAUAUGGGUUCGGUAGGUUCAGUUCCGGCAGCACAAGUUAUCCAACCACCGCCACCAGCACUAGUCAAUCAAGCAUCGAAUAGUAAUGGAUCUUCAAGCACUGUAAUGGGUCGACUUAAACAUUCAAUAAAUAAUGGUGUCCGAAAGUUGUCGCGAUCUCCUAGUACUGAUGCGAAAAGUGAAAAUAAUGCGUUAUCAAUAAACACUGGUAAUUAUCCAAACUCAAGAAUUAUUCCAGAUAGUAAAUCAAAUGCUGUCUCUCAAGUAUCAGAAGAAGACAGCCAGAGCAAAGAUGACGAUGAAACGGAAAAAAAGAUAAACUCUCCAACUAGUUCUCAUGCGCCGUCAACUAUUCCACAUUCAUUUUCCACAAGUUUACAACAAUCUCUCGCUCAACAAACAAAAGGCAACCAACAGCCUGGAUUAAUAAAUAUACCUAUUUUACCUGCACCUUUCGGACAUUUUGAUUUACGAGAAAGUCCUGAAAUUAAUAUUCCAUCGCACACUACAGUAAUAAUUUCUGAAGAGUCGCCGGAAGCUUCAACUAGCGUAGAUUUAUAUCGUGGUACGAUGGCUUCACUUGGCUCGGAUUACGAAGAAAUUAAACGGCAUAUACCAUCAUGGCUCUGUGAUUUUUUAACAUUGAAUAAAGUUCCGAAUAAAGAACCGGCAAAAGUCAGUUUUAUCUUACGUCCUCAUGAAGGGUCUGGAAUGAGUGAGCUGCCCAAUGGCAAUACGUUUAGUAAUAUGAAGCUAUCAGCACCUCGAAUCCUUCGUCCCGAGAUGUGGAUAGAGCUAGUGUGCCAGGAUCAAGUUUUGGCUCCAACAAUGACUUUGGCAACGAUAAAAGCACAUAUAUGGAAAUCCGGUGGUGAUCUUGUGAUGACAUAUAGAAUGCGUGUGAAAAGUGUUUAG
Ambispora leptoticha is the source of this 3201-nucleotide messenger RNA. NCBI's taxonomy places the organism in Eukaryota, Fungi, Glomeromycota, Glomeromycetes, Archaeosporales, Ambisporaceae. The record is from the annotation of a GenBank genome assembly.